GGGGUGGCGGCGGCAGUGCCGGCGGCCGCGGUUCUCCCCUUCCCCUUGGGCAGUCCCUUCCUUCCUCCUUGGCAAUCCUUUCCUUCCUGGACAAUCCUUUCCUUCCUGGACAGCCCCUCUUUGGCGCGGCCGAUCCCGCGGUGGCGAGGGGCGGUGCGGGAGGGGAAGCUUGCCCAAAACCACGUACGGGCCGCUCGGGGCGGCCCCGCUCUCCCCGGGCAGGGCAGGUGCCGGCAGGACGGCAGGACCGUGGAAGCGCCUCGAGAACUACUAUGGAACCUUGGCAGCCUUGUAGGUUUGGAAGGCUUAAAUCCAAGUUCGGAAAGGCCUUUUCCAGUCCUGAUGAUUUGCUGGCUGAAGCGCUUAAUUAGGAUGGCUUUUGAACAAAUUGGAUUGAACAUGGAAUCAGUGCUUUGGUCAAGCAAGCCUUACGGUUCAUCUCGAAGUAUUGUAAGAAAAAUUGGUACCAACCUCUCUCUUAUACAGUGUCCAAGAGUUCACUUUCAGCUUAUUUCUCAUGUCACGGAAGGAAACACUCCUGCUCAACUCAGAGAAGAUGCAGUGGCCUCCUUGGCUGAUGUGGGAUGGAUUGCUGAAGAAGAAGGUGAAGUCUGCACAAGGCUCAGGUCAGAAGUUUGGACAAAAACAACUCAGCCUCUUCCAGGCGAAGCACAUAAUUCCAGGAAGUCCCCACACAGACAAAUGUCCUUGCAAAGCCCAUUGGGAGAGGAACCAGUGCCCAGGAGUGCAGUGAUGGCAAACGAAGAAGCACUGCAGAAGAUCAGUGCCCUAGAAAAUGAACUGGCCUCUUUAAGAGCACAAAUAGCCAAAAUUGUAACCUUGCAAGAACAGCAGAACUUGACAACAGUUGGGUCAAGUCCACUUGCUUCUGCUGCUGUCUCUGUUCCACCUCCACCACCACCACCUCCUCCUCCUCUGCCUCCACCUCCUCCCUCAAGUCUGCAUCAGAGUAAGUCUGCAAUUGAUCUCAUUAAAGAGAGGAAAAACCAAAAAAUGAACGCUGGCCAGAAUGUGGUGGAAAAUGGGCCAAAGAAGCCUGAAGUACCAAACAUGCUAGAAAUCCUCAAAGACAUGAACAGCGUGAAACUGCGCUCGGUGAAAAGAUCCUCAGAAGGUACAAAAUCUAAAGUGUCUCAGCCUGCAGAUCCUGCAACAUUAAUAGCAGAAGCUCUCAAAAAGAAAUUUGCUUAUCGAUAUCGAAAUGAUAGCCAAGGUGAAACAGAAAAAGUGAUUCCAAAGGCUGAAACAAAGACACAGACUGAGGUAGUGCUGUUUGGACCACAUAUGCUGAAGUCUACAGGAAAAAUGAAGACUUUAAUUGAAAAAUCUUAGUGUUAAAGAUUAUUCUGCGAAAGACUGUCAAGCUGCUUUGUAUAAAAUAUUUUAUGUUGCAAAUAGCACUAGAACUGAGAGGUCUCUUUUCUUACAGCACAGAAAGAUCUAAUGUGAAACGCAGAAACGAGGCACUAAACAUGGUUGUAUGUAGGUGAUUUAUCAAGGGGAAUAAAUUGGACCAUUAUACUCAGGUAUUAAUUUUGUAUUCAAGCUUGGCUUUCCACUCAGAUUUAUGUGAUGGAUUUAGUUCAUUAACACUAAGUUAUACAUACAACAUUUUUUGUGCAAAACUGACCAGCUUAAACAUUUGUAUACAUGUUAUUAAUGAUGAUGAUACACCCUUAAGUUAAUAUCAGUUUUAUGUGAGCUCUACCUGUAAUUUGCACUACAGUGUGUAAUUUUAUACUGAAAUCUUCAUGUUGAAGUCUUUCUUUUAAACUUAACAUUAGCAAAUUUUUAGCCCAAAGAAAACCUGGAGGCACUCUGCUUCUUACUGAAACAAAGUGAAAACGUGAACCUGCUGCAGAGGUCCUAAACUAAAAAAAAAAAAACAACCUAAAUUUUACAUAGUAGUAAAUUUUUGUGCAGGAUUUUUUCUUUGUUCCACCUCAGCUUGCAAGGGUAAGAGAGUAAAACUUGCUUGCAUCAUCCUGUGGCCAUUAUAAAGAGUAAAAUCAUGCUGUGGGAGCCUCUGUCAAAAGGUAGUCAAGGGAAUUUGAAAUAGUCAGUAAAUAGCAGCAGAUUAAAAUAACAAAGAAUAUGUGUUAGUUAGCAUAAAGUGCUGAAGAAAACAAAGGUACAAAGUACUGUGGGGUGCAAGUUGCCAAAAGCAGCUCAUCUCUGCUGCUGUAGGAGAUGCUCAUGGACACCUUCUCCCCAGCUUGGCUCCCUGGGCACAUUUCUGGCAGAUGGGGCUUACACAAGCCCUCAUGGCCCCAUUUGCAGGGAAGAGAUGGGAUAAGCUGUUGCCCAUUUUCUAGGGGAAGCCCAUCUGAUGCAGCAGCUGUUUCCUGCCACACCUAUACCAACCACCUGAGCUCAUGUCUCCAGCCACAGGUGUAGAAAGGCUCAAGCUGAAAGUACAAGUCAGGGUGAAAAAAGCUGUGCAGGAACCAAGAGUUGCAGUUGAGGUGCCCACUGAAACAAAGCCCUGGAUUGCUCUGACCAUGGAUGAGCAUUGAAAACGCUGAGCUUGGGUAUUUUUGGUGCUUUAAGCUGAUCCCAGCUACUGGGACAAGUACAACUGCCUCUGGGAGCUUCUGUUUCCUAGGAAAAGACAAAAGCAGCACUUUUUUAAUAAAAACAGCUGAAUGGCUCUGACAAGGUUACUGAAGAUGGGGAAGCUUUGCUGCUUAUAACUGGAAUGUAGGUUGUACAUGGAGGAGCUUUGUUUUCUGGUGUGGAACUUGAAAUGGUGUUAAUAUGUACGCAAUGUAACUUCCUUCCAAAGUGCUCUGCCAUCAAUCCUACUGAUUGGUCAUUCAAUCCCUCAGUUCUUUUAAGUGCCUUUAAAACACCUUUGUGAAAGUUAACUUUGGUUUUAAGUUUUGUAUUUUAUGCUCUAUUGCCACUAUAUAAAAUUAAAAGCAGAUAAAAUAAAGAUGGCAUAUUUGA
This is a messenger RNA of Vidua macroura (Pin-tailed whydah), 2970 nucleotides long. It is a transcript of the gene MTFR1, whose product is annotated as mitochondrial fission regulator 1. The record is from RefSeq and is a predicted model, not a curated record. The transcript has 8 exons. Lineage: Eukaryota; Metazoa; Chordata; Aves; Passeriformes; Viduidae. Gene Ontology annotation, cellular component: mitochondrion. Bases 343 to 1353 code for a protein of 336 amino acids. Gene Ontology annotation, biological process: mitochondrial fission; aerobic respiration.